GCGGUGGAUGUGGUAUGGUGUAUAUCCCUCCGCUCCCAGCUCCAGCUCUUCUGCUCUUUUCUUGUAACUCCACCUCAUCAUCAUCCACUCCACACCCAUCCAUCAUAGAGUAAAAACAUAGAACGCGCCAGAGUUGAAGCGGCUGUGUGGCCUACCCGUCCGUCUAUUAACGUAUGUACGUACGUAUGCGGUACACGGCGACGGGCGAGGCUUGGGUAGAGUUGGCGAUUCGUGGGGUGUGGGUUGGGAGUUGUGAAAUGAGGACUGAGUGAGUAGUAGUAUAGAUAAUGGACUCGUUUUGCUUUUUUUUCUUUUGUUUUCCUUCUUUUCUUUCUUUUGCUAUCGAUUUCUCGUCGUCGCCAUACCUCUCUCCGCCGCCGAACCUUCGUCGCCCUCCCUCAUCCCUGUCAUCCUCCUUCGUCACCGCACCUCUACCGCAUCCACUCCCACCCCAACUUCCUCAACUCUUCUCCGCUUCCACCCCUCAUCACUACACUUCCUCUUCCUCCUUACCCCCACCACCACCACCACCACAACCACGACAAGCCUCCCGCUCCCGCUCCCGCCGAUCCCCACCACCAAGAAGCAGAAGCACACAGCCUAUACGAGCGCACCGACCCAGACCCCCGGCACCAAAAAACGCAUAGGAUACCUCCGCCCGUCCAUCCGCUCGUACAGCACGGCGAAAGAUACGGAAACGAGAAGAACGUCAACAAGCCUACAAUAGCUUAAAUGCAAGCAUAGACACAUACCCCUACCUACAAUAAUCAGCCAAGCAAGCAAGCAAGCAAACCAGCACCUUCCCAAUCCAGCAACCCGUAACCCGUAACCCGUAACCCU
Aplosporella prunicola CBS 121167 is the source of this 840-nucleotide messenger RNA. RefSeq lists its product as uncharacterized. The transcript has a single exon. Lineage: Eukaryota; Fungi; Ascomycota; Dothideomycetes; Botryosphaeriales; Aplosporellaceae. The record is from RefSeq and is a predicted model, not a curated record. Bases 288 to 647 code for a protein of 119 amino acids.